ACAGCCGCUUCUCCUUUUCCCCUUUCUAACCCUAAUUCCUCUUUUUCUGUUUUUCUAACCCUAAUUUCACAUCUCACACGGCCGCCUCUCUCUUUCUCUCUCUACGCCCGAUUCCGAAGACGCCCCGGCAGCGCUCUUCCCUCUUCACCGUUCGCACACUCCCGGCAGCAUAUUUCUUUGCCGUUCGCAUAUCCCGAUAGAAUUCUCGCAGCGGCGCUUUCAAUAGAUAUAUUUUGCGUCAUAGUGCUUUAAAACUUAGAUUGCCAUGGCGGAUGAGGAGCCACAACCUCUUACUUAUGUUCAUGAAACUGUGCUAAAGAAGAGAAAAAAUAAUGAAGAGUGGGCAGUCAAGAGGAGGCAGAGGUUGGGAGCACGGAAACAACAAAAGAGGGAGGAUUUGAAGCUUGCCAUCAAAAGGCCUGAGGAGUUUGUAAAAGAAUACCGUGACAAAGAGUUGGACCUAGUGAGAAUGAAGCAUAGGCUAAAGAUGCAUAAGCUGCCUUCUCAUGACAUCAAGUCUAAGCUGCUUUUUGUCAUCCGCAUUCACGGAUCAAAGGAUAUGCAUCCGAAGACCAGGAAAAUUUUAAACAAAUUGAGGCUGAGACAGAUCUUAAGUGGUGUAUUUUUAAAGGCGAAUGAAGCAACUUUGACUAUGUUACUCAGUGUAGAACCAUUCAUCACUUAUGGUUACCCUAAUCUGAAGAGCGUGAAGGAGCUCAUUUACAAGAAGGGCUGUGGGUGGGCGAAUAGAGAGAAUGUUCCUCUUACAGAAAACAAUGCAAUUGAGCAGGCCCUAGGAAAACUGGGUAUAAUCUGCAUCGAAGACAUUGUGCGCGAAAUCGCGACGGUGGGACCGCAUUUCAAGGAGGUGGCUAGCUUUCUGCUGCCAUUCACACUCAAAUGCCCGGAGAGGCGGCUCAGAAUGAAGAAGAAACCCUACAAGAACGGCGGGGACACCGGCAACCGCGAAGAUCUUAUCAACGAACUAAUCAACAAGCUGAACUGAAGCAGAUGAGACACUCUGUUCGCAUCAAUUUUGGCAGUCAUGUAACAACCCCAUGCUUUCAAUAGAAUUAUACUCGUCAUCUCAUCUAACCCUGGAUUGUGAGACUUAAGCAGCUGAUGUAGAACUAUCUGCCAAAUGAAAUUUCCAUUUUCCGGCGCCUUAUGAUUUUGAUUUU
Ananas comosus (pineapple) is the source of this 1181-nucleotide messenger RNA. Its product is annotated as 60S ribosomal protein L7-2-like. Gene Ontology annotation, cellular component: cytosolic large ribosomal subunit. Gene Ontology annotation, molecular function: structural constituent of ribosome; RNA binding. Bases 266 to 1006 code for a protein of 246 amino acids. Gene Ontology annotation, biological process: maturation of LSU-rRNA from tricistronic rRNA transcript (SSU-rRNA, 5.8S rRNA, LSU-rRNA). NCBI's taxonomy places the organism in Eukaryota, Viridiplantae, Streptophyta, Magnoliopsida, Poales, Bromeliaceae. The record is from RefSeq and is a predicted model, not a curated record. The transcript is spliced from 6 exons.